This is a messenger RNA of Penicillium daleae, 1362 nucleotides long. Its product is annotated as putative mitochondrial carrier protein. The transcript is spliced from 2 exons. The record is from RefSeq and is a predicted model, not a curated record. Gene Ontology annotation, biological process: mitochondrial transmembrane transport. The coding region runs from base 1 to 1362 and encodes 453 amino acids. NCBI's taxonomy places the organism in Eukaryota, Fungi, Ascomycota, Eurotiomycetes, Eurotiales, Aspergillaceae.
AUGUCGAUCGGGCUGGAUAUCUCCGCGACUUCAAGCCACUCCAGUGCUGCUGGGGACGUCUUUGAGUCCGACAUUGACUCAACGCCAUGGACAUCCAAGUUUGACGGACCCUUGCCAAUGACCUCCACAGCAUCGACGGGCGCAGUCCCGACCCCCAACGUCACCCCUUCGACGGAGGAUAUCUCACUCGGACAGCGAAUGAUCUCUGCGACGGCUGGGAAUAUCCUGACUGGCUUGCUCGUCACUCCCUUGGACGUUGUACGCGUACGACUGCAAUCGCAAUCACAAACAUCUACGGUCGCGCCAUAUACUACACAUACCACUCAGACGUUGAAGAACCUACCGCCGAACCUCGGAAUUACAUCAUGUUGCCGUGAAGUGUUCUGGGUAGGAGAUAAUGCGCAAGUUUGCAUGUUUGGGCCGCAAGGAGGUGUGGUGAGGAGUCCAGCACACCUUGGUAUUGAUUGCGCUGUAGAAGAGACUCAGCAACGAACCUUUACUUCGACUUUUGAUGGUCUCCGCAAGAUCGCCCGGAAUGAGGGCUUCUGGACCCUGUGGCGCGGACUCAGUCCGACCUUGAUGAUGGGAAUUCCAGCGAAUAUCAUCUAUUUCGCUGGAUAUGACUGGUUACGAGCGGAUGAUCGCAGUCCAAUUAAGCAGAAUGUGUCAGAUGUAUAUGCCCCCUUCGUGGCCGGCGCAAUAGCUCGCACAGCGGCCGCAUCAGCCACGAGUCCAGUGGAGAUGUUCCGGACGAGACUCCAGGCCACCCCUGGGCACGGUGCGGGUCAUUUUAAAGCCACUUUGGAAGGCCUCUAUCAAAUGACCCAUGCAAGCGGCUAUACUUCCCUAUGGCGAGGACUGUCGCUCACUAUGUGGCGCGAUGUGCCCUUCUCCGGUCUAUACUGGUGGGGUUAUGAGAAGGUGAAACAGUCGCUGGAGAAUACGAGACAGCAUGCGCCGCAUCGCUCCAGCUCAGAGGUUGAGUCACUCUCCACGACAACGGCCUUCUUUGAGAGCUUUAUCGCCGGUGCUACCUCGGGAUCGGUGGCAGCGUUGGUCACCACACCUUUCGAUGUGGGCAAGACGAGGCAGCAAGUCUUCCGACACAUGGGCGACGAUGUUCCAUCGAGUGGUGGCCAACGUCCAUCUCUCCCUCCCAAGGCUACUGCUCCAGAGCGGCUGUCCCUUCCCAAAUUCCUCAUGCAUAUCCUCCGGGAAGAAGGCAUGGCCGGCCUAUUCAAGGGUUGGGCAGCACGCUGUCUGAAGGUUGCCCCAGCCUGCGCCAUUAUGAUCUCAACCUAUGAGCUCGGCAAGCGCAUGGCUCGAGAGGUGAAUGAGCGCCGACAUUCAGAAAGCUCCUAA